CUUGUGUUGGUGAGUGAGAGUCACGGACUCCCUCGCUCUGGAGCGCCGCGACACACCUAUGGUUAGCCCUUCGCAAGAGAUCGCCGACGAAAAAUUGUGAACUGACGAAUCACCGCGAUGACGCAGCCGCCCACACCCGCCCCGAGGCUGAUAAUAGCGUGGGCGUUCCUCCUCCUCCCCCUCCUCCACGCCCACGCCGGUGACUGCCACGCCCGCACGCCCUUCUCAAGCGCCGCUUCCAGAACGAGGAGGAAUGUUCUCGAAGCUCCUGCCGCGGAUGCUGGACGGGCGUCGCUGGAAGCCAGGGAUGCUGGGCGGGCGUCGCUGGAAGCCACGGCUGCUGUGUCGCGCCUGAAUUCCCCCGCAGAGCACGAGGAUUUCCCUUCGUCAGGAGCGUCGGUCCCCAAUUCCUGGCUGUACAAAUUCCCCCCGUGGUUCCUGCCGAACAACCCGGCCCCCGAGGGCUUCGCCAAGCACCAGAUCCCCCCCCCUCCCGGCGUCGGGCCACUCCUGGAGCCUGAGCUCCCGCACUCGGGCGGCGCCCCGACGCGCUCUCCUGAGGGCCCUGCGACCCCGAGCGGCCCCAAGGCCCUCUCUGCCGGAUCCCACUUUCGGACGCCGGACGAUCCCGGGGCGGCCCUCCCGGACGUGCUCGACGGCGACGUGGUCAUCGUGUCGGACCUGCAGCAGGGCGCGCGCACGGGCCGCCGCCAGAACAUCCGGCUGCGCGGCGACUCCCAGUUCAAGGAGGAGCUGCUCAGGACCAUCCUGGAGGUCAAGCUGCUCAACAAGGAGGUCCCGCUCCAGACGAGCUCGCCCUCCGACCUCGAGGCCCCGGCCGGCGUCACGCCCUUCCAACUGCCCCUCUCGGCCGCCCACCCUCCUCCUCCGCAACCGGCGCCCACGCAGCCCUUCGUCCUGCAACACCUCGCCGGAGGGGGAGACGCCCCGGCCGCCCACGGCCUCGGGGGCGCCGCGUCCUCCGAGUUCGGCGUCGGGAAGGCGGCGACGGGCGGCCGUUUCGGCGGCGGAGGCCCGGCCAGGACGCCGUUCGCCGCGCCGCCCACGCCCGCGACGCACCCCGCCGAGGGAGGCCUCGGCGAGUUCCGGCCGAGCCCCCCCGAUCUGACGUUCGCCAACCGGUCUCCGCCGCGGAGCUUCCUGCAGGCGGCGCCGUCCCUGCCCCUGCAGCAGGCGCCGCCCCGCGACCCGGGCCUCAGGCCGCCGCCACCCGUCUCGGCGCCGCAGCCUCGCCCGCCGCCGCGAGGGCUCGGCGGGGCGCCCUUCCCGCGGCGCGUCGAGCACAACGCCAUCGCCGACGCCUUCUUCAAGGACCAGGAGGAGGCGCUGCUGAAGGCCGCCAACGGCGCCAAGGUGCGGGGCGUCCACGGCGGGGCGUCCGACGACCCCGUCUGGAUCCCGUUCAUCCCGGGCGUCCCGCUGCCCAUCCUCGUGCGGCACUCGCUGGCCGCGCGCCGGAGGCAGAAGGCGCAGAGGGCGCGGUCCCUGGGGAGCCAGCCUCCCCCUCCGUCCCUCUCCUUCGGCUCCUCCUCCGCACAUGCCGACCGCCGCCCUUCCCCUCCCCUCGCCCACCCGCCUGCAGGAUCCGGCGAGGCGUCCUUCCCGACGAGCAUUCAGGACAUCAUCAGCAGCCGGCUGGGCGCGCCGCAGGGGCUGUACUCGAGGGCGCGACCCUCUCCUCCAGGGGCUUCUGCCUCGCCGUCGGGGGAAACGGACUUGGGGCUUCUGGCUUGGGCGAGGUCUUGAGCGAUUCGAAUAAAUGAUUAAUCAAUUAUGUUAAUCAAUUAAUUGACUCAUGGGAAAUCCCAUGACGUUUCUUAAUUUAUUGCAAUAUUUCGCCAGUAUUGAUGUUUUCAACGUGUUAAGUGAGGUAACAUUAUUAACAUGAUUUCUUAAAAAUGUAUAUUUCCAGUUACGAAGACGACCUGCCUAGGCCUAAGAUUUAGAAAAGCUAAAAGUCAAAAAUUCUCGUACGUUUCUACCAGAACAUUUGGCUCAGGUCUUGCGUGGUGAAUGAAUGAUAGAAGUAUUUUUCAUACAACUAAGAAUAAUUAUCACAUGUAAUUAUUUUUGCCAUAUAGGGAUGUAUUUUAGUACUGAUGUGGUCUAUACUUUAUAGACACAUUGAAGUAUCUUUAAAUCAUAACUCUUCUUAUACAAAUGUUUUUAUGAUUGCAUGUUAUACUUGUGUAUACAUGUGUAUUCUUCUAUUUAAUAUUUAUUUAAUAUUCACCUUUGCUAAUGCCUUUGAAAUAAUUGCAUUAUAAAAACAUA
Penaeus monodon (black tiger shrimp) is the source of this 2295-nucleotide messenger RNA. RefSeq names its product WAS/WASL-interacting protein family member 3-like. Lineage: Eukaryota; Metazoa; Arthropoda; Malacostraca; Decapoda; Penaeidae. The record is from RefSeq and is a predicted model, not a curated record.